AUGAAUCAUCAGGACCCAGAGAUGCAGGUGGAAAGCGAUGUGGUGGACCAGGAAGCUUACGACCAGGAACAGCUGUUAUACGAACAACAUAUGCAGGACCCGAACUUCAUUUCAGGAACCUUCAACAAUGUGGCUCAAGGUCUGACUGGAGGAUACCGGAAUAUCAUGAUGCAAUAUUGGCAAGAUACGAUUGACUCGAUUGAAAACAAUGACCACGAGUUUAAGCAGCAUCAUUUACCGCUUGCGCGGAUCAAGAAAGUUAUGAAGGCGGAUGAAGACGUCAAGAUGAUUUCUGCAGAGGCACCGAUUCUGUUUGCCAAAGGGUGCGACAUUUUCAUUACGGAACUAACAAUGCGGGCAUGGAUUCACGCAGAGGAAAAUAAGCGACGGACAUUACAGCGAUCUGAUAUUGCCAGUGCUCUGCAAAAGUCGGAUAUGUUUGAUUUUUUAAUUGAUAUUGUGCCUCGUGAAGAAGCCAUUGGGUCAUCAUCGGCCGCAUCAAGAAAAGCCCAGGCUCAGGCUGCUGCUGCUGCGGCGGCGGCUGCUCAAGCUGAAGCUCAGGCUCAAGCUCAGGUUCAGCAGCAGCAACAACAACAACAACAACAACAACAACAGCAGCAGCAGCAGCAGCAACAACAACAGUCAAGCGGAGAGGUAUAUGCUACCCAAUACGAAGAAGAUGAUGAAAGUGACAUGCAACAGGCGCAGGACGCCGGGAUGGCUUUGCCGCCAUCGCUGGAUGACGGCAAUGAUCAAGCACAGUACGUUUCACAGGCUUCGGGACAAGGAACACAGGCACCGCAACCCAUGUACGGCGAGUUGGAUAGUAUAUAUAAUGAGUACAGAGAGUACUAG
Molecule: messenger RNA, 855 nt
Organism: Magnusiomyces paraingens
Lineage: Eukaryota; Fungi; Ascomycota; Dipodascomycetes; Dipodascales; Dipodascaceae
Exons: 1
Coding region: 1-855 (284 amino acids)
Biological process (GO): regulation of DNA-templated transcription
Cellular component (GO): nucleus; CCAAT-binding factor complex
Molecular function (GO): protein heterodimerization activity; DNA binding; DNA-binding transcription activator activity, RNA polymerase II-specific
Source: RefSeq, a predicted model, not a curated record